GUCGCAUUGCCCUGCUCUAAGGUUCUCUUGGUCGCCAAUCCCAGCUCGCUUCGGUCAUUGUCGUGGUGUCGGGCGAUCUGACCUCCAAAUCCUCCCCUUCAGAGCUUGCAAAUCGUGAUCUACACAACUCCCCUCACGCCAGAGCUGUUCUUUUCCUACCCUCGAGAGGUCACCCUCGGCAAAUGUAUCUUAUCUUUCUUCAGCUCAAAUGCUCACGAAUGACAUCACUCUGAGGUAUAGAACGUGAGCUGUGGCCCCGAGUCCAUUCUCCCCUGAAAGCCUCCGCCGGCACUUGCCCCACAAUAUGGACGAGCAACGGCACCGCAACCCUCUCCUCGAGCAGGACGAGAGGAUCCGCGAACGAGAGAGGGAACGCGAAAGAGAAAGAGAAAGAGAGCAGAGGGAACGCGAAAGCGACCGCGCAAAUCGAGAACCAUACCCGCCGAGCGCGCCUCACCACAGCAAUGCCGGCUCCAUCCCAAUCCACCAGCCUGUCGCGAACCGAUUUCCCGGCACAAUACACAGCCCGGGUGGCCUGUUGGCCAACCACGGUGCCAACCCAACAAGCGUGCCACUUGGCGCGCCCUCUGGGCCAGGAGGGCCUCCAGGAGGCGUCCACGGCGACUCCAACAGUAGGCAGCUUCCUCACGGCGUCCAGAAUGGCGCUGCCCCGUCGCAGCAUCAGAUGUUCGCCCCGGCACCACAUGGUCCCAUGCCGCCCAACGGGCCCUCCGGAAGUGCUGCGACCAUGUUCGGGCCUCCCCUCCAGCCGGAAGGCGGUAGGGGUGCCGCGCAACACGUGCCUUUCAGUGCCGGUAUGGCGCCUGGUCAUGCAUUGGCCCCCGUCUCGGGCAACAUGAACCAGGGUCAGCAGCCCAUACUCAAUGAUGCUCUCAGCUACCUUGACCAGGUCAAAGUUCAGUUCUCGGAGCAGCCAGACGUGUAUAAUAGGUUCCUCGAUAUCAUGAAGGACUUCAAGAGCCAGACGAUCGACACACCGGGUGUGAUAAGUCGCGUCUCCGAACUGUUCGCCGGCCAUCCCAACUUGAUUCAAGGCUUUAACACAUUCCUCCCACCGGGAUACCGGAUCGAAUGCGGGUUGGAGAACAACCCGAACAGCAUCAGGGUAACGACGCCGUCGGGCACCACCCUCCAUUCGAUUGGCCCUGGCAGGUCGGUGCAGAUAGAGUCGGGUCCACCACCGUCUUCUGCCCCCAGGGAGCGCUUCGCGGACCAGCGCCCACCCAACUGGCAAGGCCCAGUGCAGCACAGCAUCGAAAGCCCAGAAGUCCAGUUCAGCACACCCGCUCAGAGUGGCCACGGUCCCAUCCCCCACGGAUCAGGCCAGAGUGCGCCUUUCGAUUCCCACAGCCCUGUGCAGCAGCGAGGCCAGCCUCCACCACAGGCGACCUCGGCAACCUCUCACCCCCCUGUUGCUCGAAAUGCGCUCACUCCAACCCCAGCUGCUGUUCAGGCGUUGAAUGGGGCUGCUGCACAAUCGCAGGCCAACAUAGAGAAGCGAGGCCCGGUCGAGUUUAAUCAUGCUAUAAGUUAUGUGAAUAAGAUCAAGAACCGCUUCCAAGAUAAACCCGAGAUUUACAAGCAGUUCUUGGAGAUUCUGCAGACGUACCAGCGCGAGCAGAAGCCAAUCCAGGACGUUUACGCCCAAGUCACCACACUGUUCAACGCUGCCCCAGACCUCCUCGAAGACUUCAAGCAAUUCCUGCCAGAGUCGGCUGCGCAGACGAGGGGAGCUGCCCAACGCGCCGAGGAGUUCACCGCCAUGACCAAUAUGGCCUCGACGCCCCAGCCUGGGCACACGGCUCGAGAUGGGCCCAAGGGCCCGCCGGUCGGCACCUUUGCACCCCCAGCCAGCACGAGCAAGGAGAGCAAGAAACGCGCCCGACCAGACAAGCAGGCUGGUCCCCCUACGUCAGCGCCCGUCGAUCCACCGACGUCCAACAUGCGAGGAGCGCCCGCAUCGGCAAGCAACAAGAGAUUGAAGACCAACCACCCCAAGCCGGGCGUUGCUGAGGGUGUUGAGCCCAACCUUACGCCCUGCAUGCCGGUGCCUCUGGCGCCCACUUCCCCUGCUACCUCUGGCGAUCUCGAGAUAGCCUUCUUCGACAAGGCCAAAAAGUUCAUCAACAACAAGACGGCGUUCUCCGAGUUUCUCAAGCUUUGCAACAUGUUCACCCAGGAGCUUCUCGACAAGGAUGACCUCAUUGCUAAGGCGUCACAAUUCAUUGGCGGCCACGCUGAGCUCUUUGGCUGGUUCAAGGAGUUUGUAUCCUUUAGUGGAGAGGACCAUAUCAUUGAACAGCGCCCCGAGCCUGCAACUGGCCGCGUGUCUUUGAGCAAUUGCCGCAGUUACGGGCCAAGCUAUCGCCUGCUUCCCAAGAGAGAGAGGCUCAAGCCGUGUAGCGGCCGCGACGAGCUUUGCAACUCGGUCUUGAAUGACGAAUGGGCGUCUCACCCUACGUGGGCUUCCGAGGACUCUGGCUUCGUCGCCCAUAGGAAGAACGCAUUCGAGGAGGGUCUCCACCGGAUAGAGGAAGAACGCCACGACUACGACUUCUACAUUGAGGCCAACCAGAAGUGCAUCCAACUCUUAGAGCCCAUCGCGCAGCAGAUGUUGACGCUGACACCCAACGAUCGAGCCAAUUUCAGGAUGCCCACGGGCCUCGGUGGUCAUAGCCAAUCCAUCUACAAACGAGUCCUGAAGAAAGUGUACGGUCCAGAGCAUGGCCCACAGGCUGUCAACGACAUGUUUUCCAACCCAUUCAGCGUUGUGCCGGUGGUGCUAGCCCGACUGAAGCAGAAGGACGAAGAGUGGAGAUUUUCUCAGCGCGAGUGGGAACGGGUUUGGCAGACGCAGACUGAGACCAUAUACCUCAGGUCGCUCGACCACAUGGGCCUGUCUAUCAGGAAUAACGACAAGCGCACCUACUCGGCCAAACACCUCGUCGAUGUCAUCAAGACGAAACACGAAGAGCAGAAGCGGAUGCGGUCUGCGAGACACAAGAUCCCCCACUAUCAGUUUCAAUGGAACUUCGAAGACAAGGAGCUCAUUCUGGAUCUCCUCAGGCUUAUGUUCCUGUAUGCCAUGAACAGUGGGCAGCAUGGCGCCACCGAGAAGGAGCGCAUUCUGGACUUCUUCGAGACCUUCAUCCCCCAAUUCUUUGACCUCCCAGAGGACAAGGUGCAGGAAAGACUUGCCAACAUUGAUAGGGACUCAGGCGACGAAGACGCCGAGGAGCUUCCUCCAACUGAGCUGACAAAUGGGAGGUCGGGACGUCGUAACGGUCGCAAGUCUGAUCUGCUACGCGGCGUUCUUGACCCUGGUCGCAACGGUAGCAAGCCGCGCACCCACAAGGAGGGCAGCGCAGCAUCGGGAAGCAAGGAGACCACGCCCGACGUGGCCUCUGGCAAUGAGGAAGAGAUGCCUGAUGCCCCCGAAGAUGCCUCAGUGCCCGAGAUUGGUGCCAACGAUAGGUGGCUUGCCACCGCUCCUGUGCCCACGGUCGCAUCCGGCGACAACUCUUUGCUUGACGAACAGGGUGACCUGAAGGCCGAUGGCUCCUUUCCUCGGCCCUGGUUCAACUUCUUCUGUAACCAGACCAUUUAUGUCUUCUUCAGCAUCCUACAGACGGUAUACCAACGUCUGAAGGGUGUCAAGGACAACAAGGAAAGCGUACUCAACGAGAUACGGCGUGAGAAGCUGGAGAAGCCGGCCAAGGUCCUGGGCCUGGUCCAGGAUGACCUCAAGUUCUUCAGCGACCUUCCGGAGGACAAGUUCUGGAGCCGGACACUCGAGCUGAUCGAGGAUUUCAUAAACAGCGACAUCGACGAGAACCGCUAUCAGGACGUCUUGCGGCAUUACUACCUCAGCAAUGGCUGGCAACUCUACACAAUCCAAGACUUGCUCAAGACUCUUUGCCGCCUUGCCCUUGUCUGCAACAAUACUGACAACAAGGACAAGACACCAGACCUGAUCAAGCAAUACAUGCUCAGCCGACAGCAUGACGAAACCAGUUACCAAGUCGAAAUUAGCCACCGCAAGUUUGCUGAAAAGUGUAUCAAGGACGGAGAGAUGUUUGUCAUCACCUGGAUCCCAGGCAAGAACGAGGCAACAGUUCGCUGGCUCCAGAAGGAUGACACGACCUUCCACAUGGAUGAGAUGGAGCUCAGAGACCGCUGGCAAUACUACAUCUCCUCAUGGAUGCGCACCGAGCCAACCGAAGGCGUGCCUAGGUCGCGCAUGCAAAAGGUCGUGCUCACUCGCAACCUACCCUCAGGGGAUGCCGACUCGGACGGCGAUUACCAACCGAAGGCCAUCUCUUACAGUGAGGGUCUGGUCCUGAAGAUCUGCCUCAACACGUCCAAGAUCAGCUACGCCAAGGGCACCUCCAACUACUUCAUCUAUAACAUUGACGGAGGGUCUGCCGAGGAGCGCGAGGAGCGAGAGCAACGAAAGCAGCUCGUCAGGGAGGUUCGCAACCAGAAGUUCACCGAGAAGAUGGCCAUGAACAGCCCCUGGAUGAAGAACCUCAGCCAGGAACAGGUUCAGCAUGCCAAGGAGGCUUACGAGAAGUGGAAGACGGAGGGCAUCGCACCCGCUCAGGACGACGAGUAACACGCUCCUGCUGUGAGUGCGGCGCGGUUGCGUUAACGACACGAGCUUUCGGUAUGAAUGCGUGCCAAGCCCACGCGCCUCGGGUCGGACCAACUCUUCUGAAUCUUGGGCCCUCUGGCCCCCAGUAAUUCAUCACUAUGAUAAGAAAAGACAAAAAAAAAAAAGAAUCCGUUCAAGUACCGACCAGGUGGAUGAUGACGAAACGAGCACUUGCAUUAUGGGGGGGAGUUGCAAGACACGACGAUCUCGAAUGGGGCGACGGGAAUGGGGAGGGUCGUAGACACGAUAGUGAGCAGUUCCAGCUUUGUUCCCUGCAUCAUGCACGAGAGACAGAGAGAGACAGAGAGAGACAGAGAGACAGAGAAAGGGAAGACAUUUGGAGAUCACGGCCGACUGAUUGCUUGCUCGACUUACAGUACCUGUCAAUUUUGGCCGUCCACAUCAUGAUUGAUUCCCUUGUGCCCGGUCGCAGCAGCCAUGACUGCUAGUAGUGGCAGGGGGAAAGGGGGAGGAAAGGAGAGACACACACGCCUGUGGCCGCUCGACCGCUCGUCCCUUGAGGGGGGUAGAGGCAUUGGUUUUCGGGAAGCUGUUUUCUGUACUGCUAAAUAACGAGUAAUAAAUUCUCUCGUAUGCAAACGUGGCCCCACUGACUUAUCGUGGACUUCGCAUGUGGACAUAAAUGCCGCGUUUGCAGUCGAUAUACUCCUCUUUCUCUUCUACGAUAUAGACAUAAUGGCGAAACGACCUCGAGGGGGGGCAUCACGGCAUGUCUGGACAAG
Messenger RNA from Diaporthe batatas, 5418 nucleotides. Its product is annotated as transcriptional regulator SIN3. The record is from RefSeq and is a predicted model, not a curated record. Gene Ontology annotation, biological process: negative regulation of transcription by RNA polymerase II. The transcript has 6 exons. Gene Ontology annotation, cellular component: chromatin; Sin3-type complex. Bases 305 to 4636 code for a protein of 1443 amino acids. Gene Ontology annotation, molecular function: transcription corepressor activity. NCBI's taxonomy places the organism in Eukaryota, Fungi, Ascomycota, Sordariomycetes, Diaporthales, Diaporthaceae.